AUGGGUGGAAACUCAUGCCUUCAAAAAAAUAAGAGAAAAGGAAGUCAUCAACUUUAUAUGGGAACAUGUCAUGUGCCGGUUCGGGAUCCCAUCCGAAAUAACAUGCGACAACGGGAGGCCGAAUACACAAAUAAAACCAUCAUUCAAAACCUGAAGAAGAAAUUAGAAAGUGCCAAGGGAAAAUGGCGAGAAACGCUGCCUGAGGUACUGUGGGCAUAUUGGACGACUCCAAAAUCAAGCACAGAGAAGACACCUUUCUUUCUAGUAUAUGGUGCUGAAGCACUAAUACCAGUAGAGGUCGGGGAACCAAGCUCCAGAUUCUGGCACGCCAGUGAAGAGUCAAAUCACGAGGCCAUGGCAAUGGCCCUUGAGCUGCUCGAUGAAAGACUGGAGGCCUCACUGGUUCGGAUGGCCGCCCAAAAGCAGAAAAUCGAAAGAUACUACAACAUGAGAACGAACCUCCGAUAUUUUGAAAUCGGAGAUUUGGUCCUAAGAAAGGUUACUCUCAACACCCGAAACCUCAAUGAAGGGAAACUAGGCCAGAAUUGGGAAGGGUCGUACGAUGUCCUCGGGAUAGUUAGCAAAGGCUCCUAUAAGCUUGGCACCAUGGAAGGCGAGCAGCUCCCGAGCAACUGGAAUGUGUCGAUGCUCAAGCGGUAUUACUAUUAG
Messenger RNA from Nicotiana tabacum (common tobacco), 669 nucleotides. The record is from RefSeq and is a predicted model, not a curated record. NCBI's taxonomy places the organism in Eukaryota, Viridiplantae, Streptophyta, Magnoliopsida, Solanales, Solanaceae.